GCUACGGAACCCCUAUCGGUCCAAAAAGCGAGAAACAACUCACUGACUAGUACAGUCAAAAGGAAACGGUGUAACCUUGCAGUUAUUCAAUCCAACAUCGGACGGACAAUUAACGAUAAUGAGAGUUUUAAUAGGAGGGGGAUCUGGCUUUGUUGGCCGUGAGCUUACCCGCCUGCUCAGAGACAAAGGUCAUGAGGUCACAGUGAUAUCUCGCCAGCCUGGUCCAGGGAAGAUAACAUGGGGUGAGUUGGAGUCUCAUGGCCUCCCACCAUGUGAGGGCGCCGUCAAUUUAGCUGGAGAGAAUCUCAUGAACCCGCUACGAUGGUGGAAUGAAAGCUAUAAAAAGGAUUUAUUCUCCAGUCGUAUUGACACUACGAAAUCUCUGGCUCAAGCUAUAGCUGCUUCCCCCAGUCCUCCUCACUCCUGGGUCCUGGUGUCAGCCGUAGCUUGUUACAAGCCCAGUAUGACGGCCGAGUAUACGGAAGACAGUGAAUGGACACAAUUUGACAUCCUGUCCAAACUUCUGAAGGAGUGGGAGGCCUCAGCUGCUCUUCCUGAGAACGCAACAAAAACCACCAAACAAGUCGUCAUCAGGGCCGGGGUAGUAUUGGGCCGCGAUGGUGGUGCCAUGAAGCAAAUGCUGCUCCCCUUCUGGCUCGGCCUCGGGGGCACUCUGGGGUCAGGGAGACAGCCGUUUCCCUGGAUCCACGUCUCGGACAUGGCAGGAAUCAUCGUCCACGCCCUGGAGUCCCCUUCUGACACUCCCUCGCCGUCACAACAAGUGUUCAACGGGGUUGCGCCUGCACUGAACACCAACCUCGAGUUCACUAAAGAACUGGGCCGAGCCCUGAGGAGGCCCACCAUUUUUCCUGUGCCUGGCUUCGUCAUGAACGCCCUAAUGGGCGCCGAGAGGGCCGUGGUCCUCAUGCAGGGCCAGAAAGUCAUACCAAAGAGGACGCAAGAGGCCGGAUUUGAGUACAAGUACCCGGACUUGACCUCAGCUCUGAAAGAGAUCGUUGGGAGUUAACAUGUUGAAGGAAUGUGUGCUGAUUUAGCAUUUUCUGUAAUCGUGUGUUUAUAUUUACUGGAUUACAAGAAUUUACACACGACAGCUCAAAUCAAUGGUUGAUUGAGAACUCUGGAUCACACAUGGUCCUGAGGAGGACAUUUUAAAGUCCACAUCACGAUAGUUCAGCUGCAUUUGAUCUUCUCUUUCACAUCAAACUCAGAUGUGAGCAGAGAUGCAGAAGAGGACGCACUCUGAUGCCAGGUGUGAGCUUCAGUCUGGAUAAUCUGGGCUGUAGGGCGGCAACUGUUAAUCUAUGAUUAAUCGUUUAGUCUGUACAGCACCAGCGGAAUCAUUCAUUUAAGGUUUAAGCAAUAGAAAGUAACUGAAGAUCAGAACUGAAAAAUGCAGGAGGAGAUGACUUUAAAUGUCACAUCACUGUCUAAACUGCAGCAUACUUGUUGAGAUGGACUGAUUUGUUGAAGGUGGUGCACAAUAAAGUGAGUAAAAGUGAAGUUAUGACUUUUUAUUAAAGUAAUCCGAGGGUUAUCACAUGAGUCAGUAUUUUAACAAUUCUAGUGAAGACACGCAGAUGUUCUGUUCAACCAAAACAUGAGGAGUCGGCAGUUUUAGGGAGUUUCAAAAG
Molecule: messenger RNA, 1652 nt
Organism: Cottoperca gobio
Lineage: Eukaryota; Metazoa; Chordata; Actinopteri; Perciformes; Bovichtidae
Gene: sdr39u1
Product: short chain dehydrogenase/reductase family 39U, member 1
Exons: 6
Coding region: 119-1027 (302 amino acids)
Source: RefSeq, a predicted model, not a curated record